AUGAUGACUGUGGGGCGCCACGUUCUGUCCGUGCUGGCUCUCGCGCUGUGCUGCGUGUCGCUGUGCGUGUCGGCUGCGCUGCUGGACGCAGAGGAGGCAGCGAGGCAGUUUGAGAAGGCACAGGCCUACGCUGACAAGUUGCGGAGUGCUGCUGAGGAUGCGAACAAAGAGGCCAAGCGUGCGAGGGAUGCCGUCUCCCAUUCACUUUCGCUGAUGUCACGUACAAGCGCGACGGAUCGCGCAGCGAGGGGCUAUGGUGGCGAAGACGGUUUUUCGCGGAGAGGCCGCAGUGACACCGAGAUAUUGCCGUGGCAUAUCAAGGCCCAGACCGCUUCGGGGGCGAUGGGUAGUGAUGUGCAGAGGCAGCUUGAUGGGGAAAGGCUUGGUGUUGAGAUUCUCCAGAGGGCUGCGGCCGCGGCCACGGCGAAGGCUGAUGUUCUGAUGGAUGCAGCUUUAUUCGCGAGAACGGCAGUGGUGGCUGCGGAGAGGAGACUCUACAAUGCAAGGAGGCGUGGCACUGAGGCGGCGGUGGAGUCGUACGCGGGCGUCUUGACAGAGGCGCUGCCCGUGGAUGAUGUUUCGGCUCGUCAGGUGGCAGGUCGUGGCGCAAAGGAAGGGCUUCGGUUUGAAGCGUGGAGGGAGACCCGCAUGCAGAAUCUUGCGAGUAGGGCAUACGAAAACUGGGUGAAUGCACGUGACGCUGAUCAGCUGGCACGUGUGGAGGCUGAGCACGCAAAGCUACGCGUCACCGUAGCGGCGCACCGUGUUGAACAGACUGGCGUGGCGGCGAGACGCAACUCUGGGGACUCCGAGGUUGCUACGAUGCGGAAGGACACGUUCAGCACAGCGCGCGAAGAGGAAGAGGAGGCACGGAAGCAGCUCAAAGCUGCAGAGGACGACGUCGAAGAGAAACGACAGGCUUUCGAAGCGGCGAACGCCGAAGCAGACAAGAUGUUCAAAGCUGCCAUUGAGCUGGACAAUACGCGGAGGGAGGAGGCGGCGGCGAUGACGGCGCAGUACCGCUCACCACGUCGACGCUGA
This is a messenger RNA of Trypanosoma grayi, 1041 nucleotides long. RefSeq lists its product as hypothetical. The record is from RefSeq and is a predicted model, not a curated record. The coding region runs from base 1 to 1041 and encodes 346 amino acids. The transcript has a single exon. NCBI's taxonomy places the organism in Eukaryota, Euglenozoa, Kinetoplastea, Trypanosomatida, Trypanosomatidae.